Nyctereutes procyonoides (raccoon dog) is the source of this 4800-nucleotide messenger RNA. It is a transcript of the gene DNAJB14, whose product is annotated as DnaJ heat shock protein family (Hsp40) member B14. Gene Ontology annotation, biological process: cellular response to misfolded protein. Gene Ontology annotation, molecular function: Hsp70 protein binding. Bases 142 to 1281 code for a protein of 379 amino acids. Gene Ontology annotation, cellular component: endoplasmic reticulum membrane. The transcript has 9 exons. NCBI's taxonomy places the organism in Eukaryota, Metazoa, Chordata, Mammalia, Carnivora, Canidae. The record is from RefSeq and is a predicted model, not a curated record.
CGCCGCCGCCGCCUCGGUCCCCGGCUCUCCUCCCCGCUCGACCCCGCACGCCCCCGCCCCGGGCCGGCUCGCCCCCGCCGCGGCCGCGGAGUCCGUCCCCCGUAGCUGCGCCGCUGGAGGAAGCGGAAGGAAGCGCAAGCCAUGGAGGGGAACCGGGAUGAGGCGGAGAAAUGUGUGGAGAUCGCCCGGGAGGCCCUGAGCGCCGGCAACCGUGAGAAGGCCCAGCGCUUCCUGCAGAAGGCGGAGAAGCUCUACCCACUGCCCUCGGCCCGCGCACUAUUGGAAAUAAUUAUGAAAAAUGGAAGCACCGCUGGAAAUAGCCCUCAUUGCCGAAAACCAUCAGGUUGUGGUGGUCAGAGCAAGCCUAAUUGUACAAAGGACAGCACAUCUGGUGGUAAUGAAGGUGGAAAAGGCUACACCAAAGACCAAAUAGAUGGAGUUCUGAGCAUAAACAAAUGUAAAAAUUACUAUGAAGUACUCGGAGUUACCAAAGAUGCUGGUGAUGAAGAUUUGAAAAAAGCUUAUAGAAAGCUUGCUUUGAAGUUUCAUCCAGACAAAAACCAUGCACCUGGAGCAACAGAUGCUUUUAAAAAGAUUGGAAAUGCUUAUGCUGUUUUAAGCAAUCCAGAAAAAAGAAAACAGUAUGACCUCACAGGCAAUGAAGAACAAGCGUGUAAUCACCAAAACAAUGGUAGAUUUAAUUUCCAUAGAGGUUGUGAAGCUGAUAUAACUCCAGAAGACUUAUUUAAUAUAUUCUUUGGUGGUGGAUUUCCUUCAGGUAGUGUACAUUCAUUUUCAAAUGGACGAGCUGGUUAUAGCCAUCAACAUCAGCAUCGACAUAGUGGACAUGAGAGAGAAGAAGAAAGAGGAGAUGGAGGUUUUUCUGUGUUUAUCCAGCUGAUGCCCAUUAUUGUAUUGAUCCUCGUGUCAUUAUUAAGCCAAUUGAUGGUCUCUAAUCCUCCUUAUUCCUUAUAUCCCAGAUCUGGAUCAGGGCAAACUAUUAAAAUGCAAACAGAAAACUUGGGUGUUGUUUAUUAUGUCAACAAGGACUUUAAAAAUGAAUAUAAAGGAAUGUUAUUACAAAAAGUGGAAAAGAGUGUGGAAGAAGAUUAUGUGACUAAUAUUCGAAAUAAUUGCUGGAAAGAAAGACAACAAAAAACAGAUAUGCAGUAUGCAGCCAAAGUAUACCGUGAUGAUCGGCUCCGAAGGAAGGCUGAUGCCUUGAGCAUGGACAACUGUAAAGAAUUGGAGCGGCUGACCAGUAUUUAUAAAGGAGGAUGAACUGGGAUUGUAUUUAUAACUUUUAGCAUCCUCUUUAUUUUUUCUGUGAAUCAGUAGAAAUAUCUGAAUUAAUUAAUGAGUUAAACUAAACAACCUACUGCCCUAGGAAAACUGGACAGCUUCACCAGUUUUAUUUUACAAAUGUGACUUUUAAAUUAAAAAAAUAGCAGUGCUUAAAAUACAAAUUAAAUCUGUUCUUGAGCCUGCAGAAUGAAUUUUUAAAAAAUAAGGUCAUAACAUUCUAAUUAACUCUGAAAGUUCAUAUACAUCAGAAAAAUUACAAAAAUUUGAAUGAAAUAAUUUAAUCCAUUCAUUUUUCCAGUUUUAUUUUUUUUUAAAGAUUUUAUUUAUUUAUUCAUGAGUAUACACAGAGAGGAGAGAGAGAGAGAGGCAGAGACACAGGCAGAGGGAGAAGCAGGCUUCACGCAGGGAGCCUGACGUGGGACUCGAUCCAGGGUCUCCAGGAUCACACCCCGGGCUGCAGGCAGCGCUAAACCGCUGAGCCACCGGGGCUGCCCCAUUUUUCCAGUUUUAAUGAGAAAUCUACACUAUUGUGAUUGACACUAAUGUGAAUCGAACUCUUUUUGAGUGAUUCUUUUUCCCUUAAUCUUGGCUUUAAAGGGAUAGAUGAAGUUACCAAGUUAAGUGAAGUUAUAUAUUAUGAAGUCAUAUAUGGCUUUUGGACAGUAUUAUAUUUCAGUUGCAUUGCUGCAUUUCAUCACAUUUCAUAAAAUGACGGGGAAAUGUGUUUGAUAAAAUCAAAUUUUCAAACAACUAUGUGAAAUAACUGAUUGAGUGCCUGAUAAUUUAAGCCACAUAUAAAGUAUGCAAGGAAAUAUUAAGUCCUUAAUGUCAUCCAUAUUUUGGUGAGAAGGUCCAACUAAGUGUCUUAGAAUUUUGGGUUAAUUCUACAAAGUAAGAAGAUAUGAACUAUCUUGAGAUGUAAGAUUUUCAUGUUUGCUACUCUUACGAUAAAAAUCUCAACAUUUUACCAUCUUAUUUUUACUACACAAGCUUUGCAAUUUCAUUUGAUAACUUGUACUGUUCAUUUUAACCAUUGCCUGAAAGCUCUCAAUCUUUGAGUAGUGCUUUACUAGCUUUUCUAACUGAUAUUUUAGAAGUUUGGUAGCAACUAUAUUUAUUAAUGCUUUACAUUUUUAUCUUUUUACACAUACAUAUAAACAUUAUCCUUGUGAGGAUUUGGGAUAAAGUAGAUAGUAUCUUUUCUCCUCCUGUUUUGAUUCCUUAGUUCCCAAGUAGACUGGUGCUAGUUGCUUAUAAGGUUGAGAAUUUAUUUUGAUCCAAUCUGAGAAUUUCAUUCUCAAUGAGAAAAUUCAAAUUUAAUCCAUGUAAUAAAUAAAAACAAUGUAUUUUAGGAACAGAUUGCAUUUGAAUGCUUAAAUAAGUAUUUGUUUCAAAAUCACUGCAUUUUUCUUUAUAACUUACAGAAAUUUGGUAGAGAAGAAUAAAUCCUUAAAGCAAAUGUAUGCCAGUGCAUUACACCACUCUGCUUUCGUGUCAGCUCAGGUGUUCACAGGAACAGAAAUGUGGAGUCCCAGCCCUUUACUGUGAUUGCACUUUUAAGCCUAAGUUGUCUUCCUUUUAAUUCUUCAGUUCCACUAGUAUGUAAAAUAGUGUAUAGUGAGAAAAAUGGUUACCUUCUUAAUUUCUUUUUGACCUUUAAUGGUUUUAAAUGCAGCUGUUACUUAAUAACUGUGACAUAUUAUUCAUAAUGUUUUCCCAUAUAUUUCCUUAAAAAAAAAUCUACCUGUGGUAAGGCAGUGAAAUAUUUUUUGAUGUUGACCUGAGAACCAAAUGAGCCAUCUUGCCAGUUAAGUAAGUGUUAUGUCAAAGGACCCUAUGGUUCAAAAGGAGAAUCUGUGUAUUCAUUUAGCUUCCCUAAAUGAAGCUUAGGCUUAAUACUACCCCUUUUACCAUCUGUCUUCAUCCUGAGUGAAACAGACCAAAAGAGCAUUCAUAAUCUUUUCUUGUCUGAACAGGAAAACUUCUGAAAAUGAACAAUAAAUCUGAAUUUUAAUCUUUACUAAAUAGCUAAAAAAAACUGUACCUGUUAGCCCGUUGGACUAUGCCUGAAGUCCAUAAAAUUCUCUAAACCAAUGAAAAAGUAAAGAGUAGUGUAACAAUAAUGUACAAAACUUUUUAAAUUCUAAUUUGUAAUUACAAAGAAAAAGUGAGUAGAAUGAGAAUCUUUAAAGAAUUCUUGCACGUCCCUUUAAUAAUCUGACAGGCAACACAGUCCUAGAAUUCAGGCUUCCUUUUUGGUUUCCAUUACUAUUAAAUAGACUUUCAUAUAAAUAGAAACAUUUUCCCUCAAAACAUUAAUUCAAAACAUACUCCUUAUAUUAAGGAUUCUAUAACCAUGUUUUUUGUAAGUGUCCUAUGUGUAACUUUUUCCUGUUGGUACUUGAUUCAUUCUCAUUUAAUUUUAUUAUCUGCUGGUUUUGGGGCCAAUGGACUUGUGAAUAUUCUGUGAUGUGUCCAUGUAUAGGUGUGUAUAUAUAUAUACAUAUAUAUAUAUUUUUUUCCAGCUAAUACCUCAAAUGUGUGAUUGUUUAAUAUAUACCACACUAUGUUUGCACAGAGCAGGGCUUCCAUUAGCAGUGGAUAUUCUCAUUUCUAACUUUGAAAAUCAUUCCACAGAAUUCUGUUGGUGUGAAUUCUUCCCAUUGAUCAUUUUCAAAUUUUAAAGCAGAGAUUCCUAUUAGAAGGCCCAUAUUUCAAAUAUAAUUGUAUGUUUCUGUACCUAGCAAUGGAAAUAUGUAGGGGUAAGAAGUGUUUCUUGAAGUGUCUAGUUUAGUAAGUUAUUAUUAACAAUUGGGAUUACUGGGUUGCCCAGCUGUCUGGUAACUGCUCAGCAAUGACAACCGGCAUGAUUUUGAGCAAAUCUCCUUCACUUUGGCACAGGAGUCGGGACAUUCCAGGCUCAUUCUACUUUGCCAUUUAAGAGUACCACUAAAAUAAUAGAGGUUUUCCGGUGACACUGGAGUAUUUUAAGCAUCGAUUUCAAAAUGAAUUGUUUUUGAGUUGGCUGACUAUACCAACGAGAAGAAAGAAACUCCACAUAAAUUAUAUUUUGUAACUUAUUUAUAUUAAGAAAUGCUUCUUACCUAUUUUUGUUUUCAUUUUUUUGGAUGGCUACAUAAGACUUUCUUCCAUUUAAGGUUUAAAUCAUGUAUUGUUUAAAAGCUGCAGGUAAUUUUCAAGGUGUGAUGAAAUUUUAAUGGAAGCCUUGUACCAGUUAAGUGAAACUGGCAAAGGAGAUCUUACUUUGUCUAUAGUGCAUUCAAGAUUAUACAAUUAGGUUUAAAAAUGUCUGAUUUGUAAAAUACUUAGUGUUAUAUCAGACUUAUAAAAUAAAAUUUUCUGUGUGAGAACUCUGUUAAAGAAAAUGCAUUUGAUUUUUAAUGAAUGUUCUGCUGAAUGAUUUGUGAUGAAUUUUUGUCUUUCAGUCUCUGCAGUUUAUCUCAAUAUAUGAAUAAAAAGAAGGUCUGUUCUCAC